AUGGAGGAGGGCGCUGGGCUCCGGCUCGGCAAUCUGGUACCGCACCUGGACGGCUGGGCGGUGAGCAUUGGUGAGGAGGGCAAGCGCCUCAUCCAAGAGAGAGCUCAAAGGGCUUGGGUCUGUUCGAAUGGCGUGUGUGUGUGUGUGUGUGUGCUGGGCUGUGGUAACUGCAAGCAAAUUUCCACUGUGGGCAGGCAAAAGCAAAGCUACCACGCUGCUGCUAGCACAGCUGACGACGACGCCGACAAUGAUGAUACGAUGGGGCUACUCGGGCUACGCUACGAGGGCUGCUGGGGCUGCGCAAGUGUGUGUGUGUGUGUGUGUGUGUGUGUGUGUGUGUGUGUGUGUGUGUGUGUGUGUGUGUGUGUGUGUGUGUGUGUGUGUGUGUGUGUGUGUGUGUGUGUUAUUUGUCUCAGCUCGUUUGUGCGUGCGGGAUCGCAGGAACUUUGCGACGUGCAACUCGAUCCGACCUGGUCGUUUGGCUUUUUCACCGCCCGGGAUGCAACUGCGGCGCAACGGCAUUGUGACGUCCUCAACGGCUUGACCGACCAAGCCAUGCAUGCGGCCAAGCCUGCCUCUGCCGCAACUUCAUCUGUUGAAGGCUCCGAUUCCACUGUACCCCCCUCCUCUAGCCCAGAGUUCCCUCUACUCUUGCGCUGCCAGCGCUGUGCCGAUGUCACACCCGGUCGAAACCCGCGCGUUUACAACCCGAAUACGCCUCCGGUGCCCAGUAUUGCCCUCAAGGGCCUAGCUGCGGACACAACGGCCGAGGAUGUGCGGGCCAUGCUGUCAUCCACGGGCUUGCCCAUGCCUGUCACCAUUGAGUUUUUGCCCAGUGCCGCUGAGCGGUCUCUUGAGACAGCCUUUUUAACUUUUGCUGACGUCAAUGAGGCCGACCGCGCUUGCCACAUCCUCUCCGCCGUCAUGUGUGAUGACCGUAUCUUGCGUGCCGAGUUUCGUCGCGGCGGCAAUCGCCUCGCGGGGCAAGUCUACUGUCCCCCGGAUGCGCUCUGCGAGCAGUUCUACAAGGACUUGAAACUCUUCAAAUCGUCGCGCGAGCAACGUCGUGAAUAUCGCGAUUUGCCCACCAUGGUCCAAACCCAAGUGCAUCUGAUGGCGGAGGUCCUCGGCUUGCGUCACCAAGCGCAAGUUGAGGACGCUAACAAAGUCGUGGUUCUCUGGAAGGCAACUUCGCGUUCACCCGCGCCCUCGCCCAAGCCGAGUGGCCACCGAAGCACCGCCGCCAGUGUCUCCCCCUCGGCAGAGCAGGCCCACCAACGCCACUCGCUCGAGCCCAUGGGCCGCCGCCGUAGCAACCCCACUAACAUGGCAGCUGCAGCUCGCAGUGCAGCCAGCUCGCUCUCACGCGGCGAAGACUUUCGUCGUCGUGCCCAGUCGGCCCCGCAUAGAGGCCGUGCUGCUCAGGCGGCACAAGCGGCUCGAGCUCGCUUGGGCGGGGUCCAUCAGAAUGCAUCUGCACCUAGUGGACCAGAUAGUAGUGGUGGAUGGCGCCAACAGGGCUUGCUGUCCGCCUCGAGCAGCGGUGCUCCCUCCCGCUCCCGCUCGCCACACGCCAUUACAAUUCCUCCGCGAACAACCUCCGGCUAA
Molecule: messenger RNA, 1608 nt
Organism: Monosiga brevicollis MX1
Lineage: Eukaryota; Choanoflagellata; Craspedida; Salpingoecidae
Exons: 5
Coding region: 1-1608 (535 amino acids)
Molecular function (GO): nucleic acid binding
Source: RefSeq, a predicted model, not a curated record